Molecule: messenger RNA, 5164 nt
Organism: Sabethes cyaneus
Lineage: Eukaryota; Metazoa; Arthropoda; Insecta; Diptera; Culicidae
Product: 5-hydroxytryptamine receptor 1-like
Exons: 3
Coding region: 2084-3466 (460 amino acids)
Biological process (GO): chemical synaptic transmission; G protein-coupled receptor signaling pathway, coupled to cyclic nucleotide second messenger
Cellular component (GO): membrane; dendrite
Molecular function (GO): neurotransmitter receptor activity; G protein-coupled serotonin receptor activity
Source: RefSeq, a predicted model, not a curated record
UUCUCCGAGCGAUAACGUAUGUUCUGCCGGGUGUUCGGAAUCGCGCGCGUGUUGCUUCGCGGAUAACUCUCUUCUGAUCGGUCAAGUUGCGAAGUGUUUUCCCGGAAAUUUAAACCCGGUUGGUGGAGUUACGUACGGGGUGUGACAUUUGGUGUUUCCUUGUUUUUUUUUUCGUCGGUGGUUUGCCCUCUUUCCUGCCGAUGAUUGGUGGUUGUAGGUGUGAAACUGGGUAGCCGGGGGGUGGAAUUCUUGUUUUAUCGUGAAAAUUGUGUGGGGCUCGCCUUAAGGCGCUCGAAGGUUGUUAAAAGUGAAUUAGUUUCGAAUUGUAGACAGCACUCGUGAAAGGAAGGGAAACUGGUGCGGUUCAGAAUGGGAGCAUUCCUGACGUGUGCGUGUUAGAGUGAAAUUGCGCGGAAAUGAGCUGUGGAAAAUGUGACAUUCGCAAGUGGGUGAACCAGAAUGCACCACUGUAAACGGAAGUGCAACGAAGACGAACGGAAAAAAGUUAUCACCAACGACCGAAUGCCAUUCAACACGUUUGUUAAGUGCAUUGGACAGUGUGCAGAGAGGAAAAAGAAAUAUUUCGAUUGAAAUUGGUCGCAAAUAAGGUGGAAAUCGUUGAAGGAAAAUUGUUUUUGUUUCAAACUACUGAGGCGAGCAAGCUGGAACCGGGCGAACAAUAGGUACGUGUCGGAAUCAAACCCGCCAUGAUAAAGCGAACGAAUGAAUGAAUGAAUGAGCAAGUUGCAGAAGGAUAAUUUUUCAUUUCCUGUCCCUUUCCGCGCGACUAGUCGCAAUCUUCGCUGCUCUCGGCUGAACGAACCGUCGAAUGCUUUCCCGGCUGGAGGGGGCAAACCGGAGACGACAGCCAACCCGUCGCGAUAAACGACUCGCAACUCGCAAUCAUCCUUCCGUAGUAAAUCUCGUCGUACGGCAGGCGGCAGCAGCAAGGAGUUUCCUGCAGGGAGGGGGCAAGAUAUAGAGAAAAACAGCAGAAUAAGGAUCGAUUUGAAGCGAAGAUUGCAAUCGGCUGCUGCCGUGCCAGCAAAAGAACUGGAAAGACGCUUUGCUGGAAUCAGCAACAUCCGGUUCAUAUUGCACUUGUUUGGCUGCCAGAGAACGGACGAAAUUGGAGUGCAGCGGUGCAAAUACAGAAAUCAAUCCGUUGAUGCUGCUGAAGGAGGUCUACCGAAGUCGGUGGUGAUACAUCAACGUCAUUUCCAUUGCCUAGAACGGAACCAAGCGCCGGAAGACCACACAGCAAUUCUCGCUCAAGUGCAGUUCUUUCGCUCUAUUGGCACUAGAAACAACUAAGCUCCAGAGCUAGUGCUAGUUACUAACGCAUUCUGCAGUUUGCGUCCAUUCCUAGCCCAACGGUGCUGGUAGUCAAGUAGCUGAUUUCCGGCUGAUAGUAGGAUCAUUUGAAUAACCGACAAAGAAAAACGGUGAAAUCCUUUUAUCCACUUCGAACGGUAAAGGAGUGGAUAAUCAAACCGUAAUUUAAUCAAGAACCAGCGUUUGACACCCGCCGUGUGCGUGUGUGUGCCACUGGUGCUUCGCACAGGAUAAUUGGGGAAAAAACUUCCGGAAUCGAAUAACGAGCAAACGUAGCCUGGCAAAAAAAAACCAGCACACGUGUCGAGGUGGAAUCCACUCUUGAAUGGGAAAAAAUCAAUGUGCUUUCAGAGUGUACAGAGAGGGAUCGAAAGAGAACAAAAAACAAUUUGCUUGUUGUAUUGCGGACUAAGCAAGCAAAAAUUUUACUCUUUGUGUUGCUGAAUAAAUAUUGCGAAUUGGGUUGAGUAUGAUUUCAAGCGGAGUACGAAACCUGCUUCGUUACUAGUACGACUUGGUUUACACCGGUUUCAACAAAUGAAGCAAAUCGGGAUACUGGCAGCAGGUGGAAAGCGUGUUUUGCCGUUAGAAAAAUACCGCAUUAUUAUUUUAGAAUUUUGCCGCUUGUACAAAUCGAUCUGCACCGCUGGAUUGUCCGCGAACUAGAAGCCAUAUUACAAUCGUGCUCCUGCGGAGCUAGGAAUGGGGGUCUAGCAGGAGCCCCUAAUCCAGCAGUCUUUCUUUAUGUAUGGAUCCAACAGUUCUACCGUUGUUGUCGACCUUGGUAGCACCGUCGUCGAACGUCGUUGUCGCAUCAGGGGCUAUCGUAGUAGCGGCUACGGCCGCAGCGGGAAACGCAACCGGUGCGGCGGUUGCAGCCAUACUCAACGCCACAGUGACAUCCAGUUUUCUGGAGUAUCUUCUCAACGGCAGUGGGAUCCACGCACCACUGCCAGUCUUAGCGGAUCAUAAGACAGCAGCACUGCUCACAUCAACCAGCUCUCUAAUCGAAACCAGCAGCACCGAGAGUUCCGCAGUUAAACCGGGCGCUAAUACUCUUACCUUCCAGACAAUCAUCAUUAGUACCAUUUUGCUAGCAGUAAUAAUCGGGACAAUCAUUGGCAACGUGCUGGUAUGUGUGGCAGUCUGCCUGGUGCGGAAACUACGAAGACCGUGUAACUACCUGCUAGUAUCCCUGGCAAUUUCGGACCUGUGCGUGGCACUGCUUGUGAUGCCAACAGCCCUCCUGUACGAAGUACUCGAAGAAUGGAAAUUUGGACACGUGUUUUGCGACAUAUGGGUGUCGUUCGACGUGCUCUCCUGCACUGCGUCAAUCUUGAACCUGUGUGCCAUCUCAGUUGACAGAUACUGGGCCAUCACUAAACCGCUCGAGUAUGGUGUUAAGCGUACGCCCCGGCGGAUGAUUGCUCUGAUCGUGCUAGUCUGGCUCGUCGCAGCCUGUAUAUCGCUCCCACCACUCUUAAUCUUAGGAAAUGAACACAUGACCAACGGCCAUCCAUCCUGUUCGGUGUGCCAAAAUUUCUUCUAUCAAAUCUACGCAACACUUGGUUCCUUCUACAUCCCGCUGGCGGUGAUGCUGUUCGUCUAUUUUCAGAUAUUCCGCGCAGCACGUCGAAUUGUCAACGAAGAAAAACGAGCCCAAACGCGGCUGGACACGGCCAUCAACGGUAGUGUGACGUCGGAGAAAAAAUUGGGCCCUAGCAAAAACAUUCUGGUCAGUGGAUCACAUCAUCACCACAAGCGGCUUCGCUUCCAGUUGGCCAAAGAACGGAAAGCAUCGACGACUCUCGGCAUCAUCAUGUCUGCCUUCACUAUUUGCUGGUUACCGUUUUUCAUCCUCGCACUGGUCCGACCGUUUCUCGGGGACCAUCAUCCGACGCUGUCGUCGGUGUUUCUGUGGUUAGGUUACGCCAAUUCUCUGCUGAAUCCCAUCAUUUACGCGACGCUGAACCGAGACUUUCGGAAGCCCUUUCAGGAGAUUCUGUAUUUCCGCUGUUCUAGCUUGAACAACAUGAUGCGAGAAGACUUCUACCACAGCCAGUACGGCGAGCCGGGUUCGCAGCGGCUGGUCAUCACCAACGAUGGCGGAGCGCGGGAAAGUUUCCUAUGAAGCUAGAGGCAAGCUGCAGGAGCGAUAGAUAGUUGCCGAUGACGACCGACGGCAUCCGUCGGGCGCUCGGAUGUAGGUGUCGUUAGUUGUAAUAGUAGUAGCUAAGCUAGGGUGCUUCUUUUCGGUGCGAACAGGUGGGACGUUCUAUGGGCCAUGUCUAAAGCACGGCUCGUUCAGUAUUUUAAACACCUACAGAUUCUGGAAUAAGAGCAUCAUUAAACUAACGACACGCAUUGAUGAUGGAAAUUCCAGCAAAACUGUCAUCAACGAGUGUCGUUGACUUAAUGAUAACAAGUACUCGCGAGCUACUGAGUUGCGUUGGCCAUUCUCUAAUUUUGGUCUGUGUUUAGGUCAUGUCUACCGGCUUACGGCGUACGGAUUCUGCAUUCGGGAACCUAGUAAAUAAACGAAAUUUUACAUAAACAUAGCUCAAAUUUUUCGGUAGAAUCCCAUUUUUAUCUUUGUGGAAUUCCUCGCAUUUACUGCUUUAAUCAGCUUCAAUUUCUAUAAAAUGUGUAUAAAGGCACUUAAAACAAAUUUUUCUAUCAACGCAACACUUUGUUUGCGUUUUUUCUUAGUGCCCUGCUGGAACUUUCAAGUUAGAACAAAGAAAUCAACCGUAAAAUAACCAAAAUGGCAGCUAAACCCCUGACGCACAACCUUCCAAGAAAGCAUGGUUCCAAGGAAUGUUCAGAUACUUUCCGGUUAAAACAUCGCGAUACAAAUAGAUUAUCAAAAACCAAAAAAAAUCUAUUACUGAUACUUUUCACUCGUUUCAUUUGCAAUUGGUAAUAAGAAUAAAAUAAGAGCCACAAUUAUCCUCUCAAACCAAACCACAAACAACAACAGGUGCAAAACGUGAAGGAAAAAUUCAAAACAACGCACUAACUGCUAGGCAAAUGUCGGAUGAUUAUACUGUACAUAGGAAUAAGUGACAUCAACCGGUAGCAGCACUCGAAACAAACUGAUAAUAUAAGUAUUAGUAACUUGAUGUUCGUGCUGACGGUGCUGGAAAACUGAAAGCAACUGACUAAGAAGCUGUGCGAUUGAAAGAAAACAAUGAUCAAACAGGAGAGAGAGGCAAAACUUGCAUCGAAAAACAUUUCCUAUUUGUAUAUGUAAUGUAUUACGUACGAUUGCCAUGUUAAUAAUUAAUCGAAAUUUUAAAAUACUUGAAAAGCCAAAGACAGCUACAGCGAGGGAGAAAGAAAUUUAACUAGAUUUUGACGUUCAAUUGCUGCAAUUGCUCGAAGAACGUGGGUGUGUGAUGCAGGUUAUGAAACCUCUUGUUGUAUUAUAAGCAGUUGGACGUGUUAACGAAAUAAGAUCGUAUUGGUGCAGUUUCCUAAGCAAAAAAAACUCUUAACAAUGAUGGUAUUAUUCGAACUAUUUCUAAACAUAAAACAGUUUUGCCUAUGAGACGUAGUAUAAUAAAUGAAAAUUUCGUAUUACCGUGUAAAUUUUAUUAGUGUACAUUGGCAUUCGUUUAGGUGGAAGCUUUGGAAGGCUAAAAUUAUGUAUUGUUUGUUGUAUACGGUGCAAUUUGCCAGCCCAUGUAUGUGGGCCAAACAACUGUAAGAUAUUAUAUUAUUUCUAUUAAAAUACUAUGAUUGUUAUUAUUACGAUCGAGACGUAGGACAGUCAGUGCAAUCACGCAGUGUAUUUAAGAGAAAAUAUGAAAAAAUACAAUCAAUGUUA